Molecule: messenger RNA, 4023 nt
Organism: Adineta steineri
Lineage: Eukaryota; Metazoa; Rotifera; Eurotatoria; Adinetida; Adinetidae
Source: the annotation of a GenBank genome assembly
AUGACAACAAGCCGUGGCAGAUCAACGCAUACUUCCAAUAAUAAUAAUAAUACUAAUAAAAAUGGCAACGAAUGUAACGUCGAACUGUUUCCAAUAUCAAAAGAUGGAGAUUGGUCUCGAGCAAUUCAUCAUGAUCUCAAUAUAAAACGACGAACUUGCACAACAUUUAUUAUUCCAAAAGAUAAAAAAGCUGCUACUGCUGAUCAAAGUACAAAUGAUCCUCAAUGUUCUUGUAAACGUCUUCGUCGUGAACAUUCUUGGGAUCUUUUUGAAGAAGAUGUUAAUAAUGUUAAAUGGAAUAAAGACGAUCAUACAAGAUCUGCUUACAAUAAUGCAUAUGGAUAUAUACCCAAUACUCGUUCACAUUAUAUUCGAUGUGAUAUUGAAACUGAACCAAAGAUUCUUGCAAAAUUAAUGUUUGAUGUAUGGAAAGUUAAACCACCACGAUUAAUAAUGUGUAUUAUCGGUGGUGCUAAAUAUUUUAAAUUAAAUGAACGACUUGAAAGAGAAUUUAUGAAAGGUAUUAUUCAAGCGGCAUUAAAAGCAGAUGGUUGGAUUGUAACAACAGGUUUUAAAACAGGCGUUGUACAACUUGUUGGUGAAGCCAUUCAUGAUCAUAAAGUAACCAAUCCACGAAGCCAUAUUACAGCUAUUGGUUGUUCAAAAUGGGGUGCCGUUAGAAAUCGAGAAUCUCUUAUUUCAUCCAAAAAACCAACUAAAGGUACUCCUGAUCCAUCGAAGAAUACAUCAAAUAAUAGAAAGAAAGGUGAACAAGAUCUUGAGCCUAAUCAUACUCAUUUUCUUUUACUUGAUGAUGGAACAUAUUACGAUUAUGAUACUGGAGAUUAUCGAUCGAGAUUUGUUCUUGACGCAUCAAGUUACAAACAUAAGGAUGCUAAUAAUCAACAAAAAAAUGGUAAUCUAAUAGUUCCUGUUGUAACCAUAGUUGUUGAAGGUGGUCCGGAUACAUUAUUAACAAUUUACAAAGAUCUUCGUCGAGAUAUACCAAUAGUCUUGAUUGAUGGUAGUGGUCGAGUUCCUAAUAUGCUUGCAAAUUAUCUUGCACGUACAGAAUCAAUGAUUCAUCGAAUAGGAAAAGAAGAAGCUGCUGAUUGGAAAAAAGUAGUUGAUGUUAUAGAUGAUAAUGAUAAAGAAAAAUUGAAAAACAAAUUUCAGCCUUAUGAAAGUGAAAUACGUGAUGAUUUAAGAGAUAUAGCAAAAGGAUCGAAAAAAUUUGAAAGUUCCGAUGAAUUAUUUUAUUGUAUUCUUUAUUGUUUACAACCAGCUGUUAGAUCAAGAAUUCUUGUUUAUAGUCUUGAUGGUGAUCAUGAUUUAGAUGAUACUAUUUUUGAAGCUAUUAUUCAUGCAAACCUAGAGAAAAGUUCUGAUGCGGAUAAAGCAUCUACUCGAAAACAAUUAUUAUUAUUGGCACUUGCUUGGGAUGCAAUUGAAGUAGCGAAAGAACUUAUUAUAAAAGAUGAUUUAAGUGAUCUUGAUGAACCAACGAAAGCCGAACUAUUUUUCGAAGCUCUUAGACGUGAUCGUUCACAAUUUGUUAAUACAUUUAUUAAACUAAAUUUUGAUAUAACUAAAAUGUUUUAUGAAGGAAAAACAAAUAAACCAUGGAAAUUAAAAUGGGAUAAAUUAUCUGAUAUAUAUAAUAAUGAUCAUGAGAAAAAUAAAGAACGUCUUUAUUUGCUUAAUAAAUGUCAUGAAAGUGGAAAAAUUGAACACAAAGAAGAACUUGAUCGAAUAUUAAGAAAAUUAAUAGGUGAUUAUAUGAAACCAACCUAUUCUACUUCAGUAAAUGGACCAAUAGGACGACUUUCAUUGUGUUGUGGAUGUCCGCAAAGAGGCCGUGUUUCAGAUAGCCGUACUGUUUUAUAUAAAGACGAUAAUAAUUACGAUGAUGAUGAUUCAGAAGUACCCGAUCCAGAAGAAGCUAAAAAAGAAGCUCAAGAACUUGUUUAUCGGGAUUUAUUUUUUUGGUCAAUAUUAACAAACCGUAUUGAAAUGUCAAAAGUUCUAUUACGUCAUAUGCAAACACGUAUAUGUGCUGCAUUAAUCGCAUCAAAAGUAUUAAAGUCAUAUGCAAAGUUUGCUCGUGAUAAUGAAUCCAAAGAUGUUCUACGUUCUGAAGCUGAAACUUUCGAAGAAUAUGCUAAGGAAUGUUUAAAAUGUUGUUAUAAUUGUGAUGAAGCCAUAGCAUGUGAAAUUGCUAUUCGACGUAUUAAUAUAUUUGGUGGUGUUUCAUGUCUUCAAGUAGCUGUUGACGCUGAUGAUAAAAAUUUUGUUGGUCAACCAUGUUGUGAUCAACUUUUGACUAAUGUUUGGUAUGACAAAUUAGAACCACUUCAAUUAACAAUGCCGAAACGAAUUGCAUUAAUUUUGAGUCUUUGUACAUUUGGUUUAUUAGCACCUUUCUUACUUUCAUUUCGUAAACCAGAAUCGGAAACGGAUAGUAUAGAUAAUUUUCUUCAUAAUCAAAAUAAAACGUAUGGAAUGACAGUUAAUGAAACCGAAGAGGAAGAAGAAAACAGAAAAAAAUUAUUAUCAAACGAAAAAAAAAAAUUAGAUAAUCAUGGUAUUAAUUAUUCUGAUAUUUAUAUACCAAAAUCAAAAUCUUUUUCAAAUCGAUGUAAAAAAUAUGUUCGUCGUCUAAAACAAUUUCAUGAAGCUCCAUUUAUUAAAUUUUUAUAUAAUUGUGCUAGUUACACAUUUUUCCUGUUGCUCUUUUCUUAUUAUCUGUUAUUUAAUUUUAAUAUUCCAACAGAUGACAUUCCAAGUAUACAUUGGACAGAAAUUUUAGUUAUUAUUUAUGUAUCAACAAUGCUUAUGGAAGAUUUUCGACGAUUCCUUUGUCUGGAUAAUCGAACAUUUUUUGGAAAGCUGCAUAAUUAUUUUGUUAAUGAUCUAUUGUUUAGUUCAAUUCGUAUUGCAUCAUAUGUUCUUUUUUAUAUUGGCCUUAUUCUUCGUUUUGUAUAUGCAUCCGAUGAUGAACAAUUAUCAGUUGCUAAAAUAAUUCUUGCUUAUGAUCUUGAAAUCUUUUAUAUUCGUUCAUUAACUUUUCUUAAUGUUGCAAAAAACCUAGGUCCUAAACUCGUUAUGAUACGAAAAAUGAUUAUUGAUUUGUUUUUCUUCAUAUGUAUUAUUCUAAUUGCAAUGCUUGCAUAUGGUGUAGUUUCUCGAUCUAUGUAUGAUUUUGGUCCUGAUGCUAGUGGUAAUGACUUAGCAUUUGAUGGUCGAUCAAUUUUUCGACAUAUUAUUUAUCCAGUUUAUUAUCUUAUGUAUGGAUCAACAGAUAGCGAAACGGGAGCACUUGAUCAAAAUCCCGAUAUGGCUACAUCAAUUGCUACUCAUAUUUUAUUAGCAUUUCAUAUGUUAUUUGUUAACAUUCUUCUCAUUAAUCUUCUUAUUGCCAUGUUCAGUUUUACAUUUGAAGCUGUUCAAAGGGACACUGAUCUUGUUUGGCGUUAUGAACGAUAUUCAUUAGUUCGUGAAUAUUUUGGUCGACCACCACUUUUUCCUCCAUUUAUUAUUAUAACACAUUUUAUUGAAAUUAUUAAAUUGAUUAUACGACAUUUACCAGGAAGAAAACGUUCAUCUUCGAAGCCAGCACGAGCAAAAACAUUUAAAAUGGUUGGUGCUAAUCGAAAAAUAGAUAAAGAUUGGUCAGAAUUUGAAAGUUAUGCAACAAAUUUGUAUGCUCGACGAAUAGUUAGUGGUCAACCAACUUCAGCUGCCGCUCUUGUACCAUCAGCUGCACGUCAAGAACUUUUAUCAUCUUCUGCUGAUGCAUUUAAUAUGCCUUCAUUAACAUCGAAUCUCGAUGUUAAAGCAAUAACUGAUGAAAUGACAUCAAUAAAAAAAGUUGUUGGAGAUCUUCGUACUUAUGCUGAAGAAAUGAAUAGAUGUAUGCAAUGGAUGAUGGAUGCAAUGGAUCGUGUUAAAAUGUCUAAGGAACCAAAACCAAGAUUGAGAUCAGCAUUAACGACAAGUGAUGUGAGAUUAACCGAAGACUAA